CGUGUAACUUGACACCUUGAGGGCUCGGGACGGCGGAGGGAAAAGUGGCGCAAGGGACGUCCGAACGAGAGGAAAAGUCCCCCAAAAUCCCGAAUCAGAGUCUUUGAUGUGGACUCUGAACGACAGCGGCGCUGGACACGGUGGCGGGGCGACGCCUGUGGACGGGAGCGCGGUGGGAAAAGGAAAGUUCUGGGCGGAAUCACAAGAUCGGGAAUAGUUUCCUGGAGACUCCAUAACUGCGAGUUGGGAAACAGUCCAGUUUCCGCAGUUAAAGCAGGCGGCGCUGUCCUGCCCACCGGCAUGUUAUCGUGAGGAGCGCCUGUGAGCGGCAGGAGUCAUGGGGAAGGAGCAAGAGCUACUGCAGGCAGUGAAGAACGGAGACCUGCCGACCGCCCAGAGGCUUCUGACCAAACUCAAGUCCGGCAGAACCAAGCUGCUCGGCUCCAGCAAGAGGCUCAACAUUAACUACCAGGACUCAGACGGGUUCUCCGUUCUACAUCACGCUGCUCUCACCGGGACGUCGGAGCUGCUGGCGGCGCUGCUGGACGCCCAGGCGUCGGUGGACGUGAGGGACAGUAAUGGCAUGCGUCCGCUGCACUACGCUGCCUGGCAGGGCAAGGCCGAGUCGGUGCUGAUGCUGCUGCGUUCAGGUGCGGCGGUCAACGCGGUCUCCCUGGAUGGCCACAUCCCGCUGCACCUCGCCGCGCAGUACGGUCACUAUGAGGUGUCGGAGAUGCUGCUACAGCACCAGUCCAACCCCUGCCUAGUGAACAAGUCCAAGAAGACGCCGCUGGACCUGGCGUGCGAGUUCGGAAGGCUGAAGGUGGCGCAGCUGUUGCUCAGCAGCAACAUGGUGGUGGCGCUGCUGGAGGGCGAGAGGAAGGAGCCCACCGACUCGGCCUUCACCACGCCGCUUCACCUCGCCGCUCGCAACGGCCACAAAGACGUCAUCCUGCUGCUGCUAAAGGCUGGGAUCGAUAUCAACUCCACCACCAAGUCCGGCACCGCUCUGCACGAGGCGGCGCUGUACGGCAAGACGGAGGUGGUGCGACUUCUCCUCGAGGCCGGCGUGGACGUCAACAUCAGGAACGCCUACAACCAGACGGCGUUGGACAUUGUCAACCAGUUCACCACCUCACACGCCAGCAGGGACAUCAAGCAGCUGCUGCGAGAAGCAACCGGAGUGCUGCAGGUCCGCGCACUCAAGGACUUCUGGAACCUUCACGAUCCGACGGCGCUGAACGUCCGUGCUGGUGAUGUCAUCACGGUGCUGGAGCAGCACGCAGAUGGACGCUGGAAGGGCCACAUCCACGACCAGCGAGGAACUGACAGGGUGGGCUUCUUCCCGCCGUCCAUCGUGGAGGUCAUCAGCAGGCGUAAUGGGGGCGGGACUUUAUCACGGCACGCCUCUCUGCCCCCCCAGCGUCAGCUGACCAGAUCCCCCCUGACUGCCAGCCUGAGCUCCGCCCCCCUCUCUGACCACUCCCUCCAUGUCCCCCCCACCAACGUGGUUGUGCCCCUCCCCAAUGGCCUCGCCACUAAUGCAGGUCCGUCAGGUCCGACGUGGAGCCGCAUGUCCCGGUCCAGGUGUCUGUACCAGGACAUCUGGGUGCUCAGGGACUCGUGUCAGGGUGACCGGAGCAGUGUGGCUAGCACUGGCAGUGUCGGCAGCACUCGCAGCGCUGGCAGUGGACAGAGCAGCGAGAGCAACAACCCCACCAAUGGACUCCCGCACACCCCGGGUCACAUCAGCAAGUCGGCGUCCCCGCUUCUGGGCCCUGAAGACAAGGACCCUCCCACUGGUGGUGCUGCCCGCAGGGCCACGGUGACGGUGCAGCGAGCAGCGGAUCCUAGUUUCUGUCAGCAGAGUGUGCGACCUGGGGAUCUGCUGGAGGGCAAGGAUGCCGAGGCCAUUUAUCAGUGGCUGAGCGACUUCCAAUUGGAUCAGUACACGAGGAACUUCCUGAAUGCUGGAUACGACGUCCCAACCAUCAGUCGCAUGACGCCUGAGGACCUGACCGCCAUUGGUGUCACCAAACCCGGUCACCGCAAGAAGAUUUCCAUCGAGAUCAACAACUUGAACAUUCCAGAGUGGUUGCCAGACUUUAUCCCGUCAGACCUGGGCGAGUGGCUCUGCUCUAUUGGGCUGCCGCAGUACCAGCAGCAUCUGGUGGAGAAUGGCUAUGACACCAUUGGUAUAGUCAAGGACCUGACUUGGGAGGACCUGCAGGAGAUCGGAGUCACCAAACUGGGUCACCAGAAGAAGAUGAUGCUGGCAGUGAAGAAGCUCUGCGACAUCCAUCGGGCAGCUGGGCAGGCGGAGUUGGGUCACGGCACUGUGCGGCGCAAAGGCCCCGGCUCACUUCACCUGGUGGCCAUUGAGUCUUCAGAAGGGGGCACUGAUGCGCCGUCCCCUCGCACCCCGCAGAUGCUGACCUUUCAGGACAGCGAGCUGAGCUCUGAGCUGCAGGCCGCCAUGUGCAGCCGCUAUGCCGGCUGCGAGGACAUGAAGAAGGCGGUAGGGCUCUCUCAGAGCCAGGACAGCAUUGACUCCCGCUCCAGAGGAUCCAGCCGCUCCCAGGACCCUCCCACUGCCUCUGUCAGCCCCCACAGCUGGUCCCAGGAGAGUCUGGACUCAAGUCCUGCCAAGGAGCGGAGCCUCCCUGAGGGCUGGGACCAGAGGGCAAAGCAGGUUCCUCUGGGGACAGCAACGGUCUUCAAGUACCCGGCCCUGCCCGCCAAACCCAGACUCGCCGGCUCCUGUGGCUCCUCCCCCCUCGCAUCUCCAGCACCAAAGGGUUUUAACUACCUGCAGUCUCACCAUGCCGGCGCGCUUGCACCGGCCAAGAAGCGCAGUCAGAGUGCGAGCCGUUACGCUCUGUCGGACGGAGAGCCAGACGACGAUGACGAGGAGCAGGCCCUUCCUCCGGCCAACCUGCCGUCCUAUGCCACGCUGACUCGGAGACCCAACCGGAGUCACGGUGCUCGGUUACAGUCCAGUCCGGAGAAGUCCGGCGGCGGGGUGGGUCGGAGCCAGUCCUUCGCCGUGCGCGCUCGCAAGAAAGGCCCUCCUCCGCCUCCACCCAAGAGGCUGAGCUCCGUGAGUAGCGGCACAAGCGUCGACCUGAGUGACGCCAGCUCCGCCUCCACCGGAGGUGUUGUGACGGAAGGCCCUGGAAGUGGCCAGAACAGUGCAGCGUCUCUGGAGAGCAGCUUCGACACAGAGGGAAAAACGGACCCUCAGCAGCAGGAACCGUCCUUGUCCGAGGUGGGCGGGCCCAGGAGGCGGAUCAACAGUGAUUGUGUCCAGAACGACGCGUCCCGCUUGGACCGCGGGGUCAAGUCUGACUCUGAGGAGGAGGAACCCAAGCAAGUCUGCAUCGAAGGAUCCUCUUCGCCACAGCAUAGCUCCAGUGAGUGCAUUCCCUUCGCUGAGGAGGGGAACCUGACCAUCAAACAGCGGCCCAAAGCACCGGCGCCGCCGCGGGCAGAGGACGUGCUUGAGCCACUGGAGAAGCUCGCCACCCGGAACCCAGAGUUUAAUCUGACGGAGUCGGACACGGUGAAGCGGCGUCACCGAACCAAAGACAAGGACGACUCCCCCUGCUGGGAAGGGGAAGAGUCUCAGGACAGGGUCAGCCCAAGACCUGGUGAGGGUCCGAACAGUGCCGCAACAGAGUCCAGCGUCAGACCUCCGCUGUCCCCGAAACCUCCUGUCAUCGCUCCCAAACCAGCGAGACACAGUCUGCCGGCAGCUCAAGGUAACCACCUGGUUGUUGACUCAGGUUACUCUGAGAUGACCCUUGACCUGAGCCACAGCAGCGACAUCUGUUUGUUGAACCUGAACUUCGGCCCUGCAGGAGGCGUCACUGCCCCGCCAGUGACAGUCAGCCUGGUGCAGAGUCUGGCCUUCAGUUCUCCACCGUCUCCCUGCCGCGGACCUGCCUCUCCCGUCCCCCCGUCUCCCAGCCCAUCCCCUCUUCCUCAGCUGGAUCCAGGGGACACAGUGGUGCGGCAGCGACUGGAGCAAACCAGUAGUUCGCUGGCCGAGGCCCUGAAGGCGGUGGAGAGGACCCUGGACGACUCGGGAGGGGCAAACGUGGUCAAGUCGGCGGGAAACAUCCUGGACGACAUCGGGAACAUGUUUGACGACCUCGCUGACCAGCUGGACGCCAUGUUGGAGUGAACGUCCUCCGGAGAAACCGACUUAUCGAACUCAGGAAGUUGAUGCCGAAAAUGCGCGUGGACAGAUCCCUGUGGCGCCAGUGUGUUGUCAGCACAUUAAUCCAGAACAAGCUCCGUUCUUUUAUACAAGGAUGCAAAUAUUUAUUUUAUAGACAAGCGUUGUCUUCAUAUUGCUGCAUGAUGUCACUUCCUGUCCCGACGACCAACUGGUGCUCAAGUCAAAAUAGAUGCCCGAGAACUGAUCCACUUGAUUAACCCUACAGUGCGACUGACAUCUGAUUCAUAGAGCUUGAUUUAUAGAAAUGCUUCUUCAGCUGAACUGGUGAGUUUCCUCAUGUAUAUUCUGUUUUCAAUCAUCUUAUUUGCUUUUUAACGUGAUGUCUGACUGAAAUUACUAACGACCAACUCCACUUUAUUUAACUUCAGAUGUUUAUCGAUCGUGUGAGUGAGUUUUGUGAAAAUCCAGUUUUUAAAGGGAAGUUUUUAAAGAAUUUUAUACAAAACAGCUCAUGUGAUAACCAAGCAGAGAAUCAACCAAAGUUGUUUGUAUGACAUUUUGUCUGCGUGUUUUCAUACAAUUCCUGAGUCACGUGACCCUUGCUGUCCACUCGUGUAAGAUAAUAUUUACGUCAUAAUUACACAUUUUAAUAUAUAACUCUAUUUACGUCCUCAUGAAUAAAGAGAAAAGAUUUCACGACAGCUGUUUUGUUACUUUGGCGCCGCCCGCUGGUAGCAGCUGUGUCCACUGUUUCCACGGUGACGUGGGAAAUGAACAAAUAUGUAC
Synchiropus splendidus (mandarinfish) is the source of this 4969-nucleotide messenger RNA. Its product is annotated as caskin-2-like. The transcript has 19 exons. The record is from RefSeq and is a predicted model, not a curated record. Gene Ontology annotation, molecular function: protein binding. Bases 338 to 4186 code for a protein of 1282 amino acids. Lineage: Eukaryota; Metazoa; Chordata; Actinopteri; Syngnathiformes; Callionymidae.